Anopheles merus is the source of this 1325-nucleotide messenger RNA. RefSeq lists its product as uncharacterized. NCBI's taxonomy places the organism in Eukaryota, Metazoa, Arthropoda, Insecta, Diptera, Culicidae. Gene Ontology annotation, molecular function: N-acetyltransferase activity. The transcript is spliced from 3 exons. The record is from RefSeq and is a predicted model, not a curated record. Bases 218 to 946 code for a protein of 242 amino acids.
AGUGAAUCAGAUCAACGCGCAUGCGCGGCCUUUGUUGUCAUCACGCAAACACAUGGUUUUUUACUAUCUUACGCUUGCGACCGGCGUUGGGGGUCGUUGUUAUCACCUACAUUUCGUUGUCAAUCGUUGGAAAGAGCUGAAGCUAAACACCGCUAGCCACCAAAGUGCUCGAGGAACUGUGUAACCUUAAGCUGUGAUUACUUCUCAUAAACGCAUCAUGCCCUGGGAACGACCGGCCAACGUACCUUUUCCGAAUGUUUGGUGGACGUUCGAAGCUCCCGAUCCGGACCGUGAGGAUGGUGCGUUGGUGACGUACCGUGUAGAGGACUUAACGGAAGAUCGAUUCGAUGAUGCUAUCAAACUGUACACCGAACAUUUCCUUGACGACGAGCCACUUUGUUCGUAUGGCCGGGUUCGGCACAUUCCCGCAUCCUAUGAAGAAAUGCUUGCAUUCUGGCAUUACCUGUUCAGCGAGAAGUUUACCAUAGUAUGCUACAAGGAAGGAUCCAAAGAGAUGGUAGGAGCCAACCUGCUGUCGGUGAAGAUGGCCAGCGAUAAACACGACCUAACGGAUUUGAUAAAAACUGAAAGCAUGCAAAAAUUAGUUGCCGUCAACGAGUACAUGACCGAUACUGUGAACCUAUUCGAACGGUACGGUGUGGAUAAGUACUUGACGGCGUACGGAUUGAGCGUGAAUAGUCGCUACCGUGGGCGCGGAAUCGCCACCGAAAUACUGAAAGCACGUCGACCGAUUUGCCGGGCAUUUGGUUUGCGACUUACGAGCACCAAUUUCACCGCCAUUGGUUCACAAAUACCGGCCGCAAAGGUUGGCUUUACAACGGAUCUAGAAAUGCAAUACGAUGAGUUUGUAAAAGUCAACCCGACUUACACCUUCGAUGGAAUUAAGAGCAAAAGUUUAAAGCUGAUGAGCCUACCGAUUGAAUGAGUUACUUGGCGGAAAGUGUGAGUGUGUGAUGUAAGGCGCAGCUGCUUUUAAAUGUAGUGAUGUUUAAUAAAUAUGAAAUUGUUAAUGUUUAGUUUGGGGUGAUUUCAAUGCGUUGGACAAAUUGCCGCGAUAACAGACUGUUAUCUUGAUGAUUUGGCACAUUUGAUGAGCUCACCGGAAUGAAAGAAAUUGCUUGCUAUCGAGCUGGGAUGGUAACGAGAGUUUAAACAACGUUUAGGUGAGGUGUUUUAUUCUUUAUAAGCCUAUGCCUAUGAUAAGCCAAGCCUAUCGAUUCAUGAUUCAUCAGUUUAUGUAUUUUCUAUAUAUUUGUAUAAACACAUUUUAAAUUUUGUGAAAAUUCCCCAAUGUGAUAGGACCU